Messenger RNA from Callithrix jacchus (white-tufted-ear marmoset), 3832 nucleotides. It is a transcript of the gene FAM81A, whose product is annotated as family with sequence similarity 81 member A. Lineage: Eukaryota; Metazoa; Chordata; Mammalia; Primates; Cebidae. The record is from RefSeq and is a predicted model, not a curated record.
UGCCGGGCCGCGCGCCGGGCCAGGCGGCAGGCGCGCGCUGAUUGGACGGCGCUCCCCGCGGCGCGGGCCCGCAGCCGGGCGCCCCGCUCAGCCAGCGCCAGCGGCCACCGCACCCAGCCGCGCCGGCGAGGACAUGUGCAGCCGCGGCGCGCCCGCCCCCCGCGCCGGUAAAAUCAAAACCCAAUCGUGGCAGGCAGCCGCAAAUUAAAUGUGAAUUAUUAAAAAGAAAAUGGCCCAACGGAGCACCAUAUUUCCUUCUUGUGUCACCAAGGAAAGGUAUAAUAUAUGGAAAAUAUGCAUCUAAGGAGAGUGAGAACCAUGCCCCGACACAGCCAGUCCCUGACCAUGGCACCAUACUCAUCUGUAAGCCUCGUGGAGCAACUGGAAGACAGGAUCCUCUGCCAUGAGAAGACCACUGCCGCCCUUGUAGAGCACGCCUUUCGGAUUAAAGAUGACAUUGUCAACAGUUUGCAGAAAAUGCAAAACAAAGGGGGAGGUGACCGCUUGGCCAGGCUUUUCUUGGAGGAGCAUAUCAGAAACAUAACUGCCAUAGUGAAGCAACUCAAUCGGGAUAUUGAGGUACUCCAGGAGCAGAUUCGUGCCCGGGACAAUAUUAGCUACGGAACUAAUUCUGCCUUAAAGACCCUGGAGAUGCGCCAGCUCUCCGGUUUGGGAGAUCUUCGAGGAAGAGUGGCAAGAUGUGAUGCCAGCAUAGCCAGACUUUCUGCAGAGCACAAAACGACCUACGAGGGGCUCCAGCAUUUGAACAAAGAACAGCAGGCUGCCAAACUUAUCCUGGAAACAAAAAUCAAAGACGCGGAGGGACAGAUUUCCCAGCUUUUGAGCAGAGUGGACUUGUCAAUAUCAGAGCAGAGCACCAAACUGAAGAUGUCCCACAGAGACAGUAACCACCAGCUUCAGCUUUUGGACACUAAAUUUAAAGGUACAGUUGAAGAACUCAGUAACCAGAUAUUGUCUGCACGGAGUUGGUUGCAACAGGAGCAAGAACGGAUAGAAAAACAGCUUUUACAGAAAAUUGACCAGCUUUCCUUGAUUGUGAAGGAAAACAGUGGAGCCAGUGAAAGGGACGUGGAGAAGAAGCUCAGCCAGAUGUCGGCCAGACUUGACAAAAUAGAAGAGGGUCAGAAGAAGACUUUCGAUAGUCAGAGAACGAGGCAAGAAGAGGAGAGGAUGCACGGGCGAAUCACCAAGCUGGAGUUACAGAUGAACCAGAACAUGAAGGAAAUGAAGGCAGAAGUGAAUGCUGGGUUUACAGCUGUCUAUGAAAGCAUAGGAUCCCUCAGGCAAGUUCUCGAGGCCAAGAUGAAGCUGGACAGGGACCAGCUACAGAAGCAGAUCCAACUGAUGCAGAAGCCGGAAACCCCCAUGUGAGGGGAGCUGGCACAAGGUCCUAAACGACGGCGUUGCCAGUGGGGCCAGGAGCCGGAUACCUCUGUAGCCAGGCUGUCGCCGCAUUCAGGAUUGUUCCAUCCGUGGUGUGCAUGUGCCGCGAAGUGUGUUUUUAUGGGUCUAAACGUUUAUCUUGAGUCUUGAAAAUACUCUAAAACUAUGAAAUGCCAUUUUUAACACUUUAUUUCACUUCUCUAAAUUCAAUGGAAAUCCCACCCCCCUGUAUUUUGAAAGGCUUUUAUCUUCUUCAUUUUACAAAUGGAAAGAGGACAGUUUUUAUUCAAUGCGUGAUGCACUAGCAAAGACUGUUUACCAUUUUGAAAAAUGUCAUAGUGAUUUUUUAAAAUUAAGAAACGACUCAUCACAGGAAUGUUUUGCUCCUCACCCUAAAUUAAGAGAAUGUUCCGGUAGAUUAGCCUUCAACCUUUAAGUCCAAUUUGGAUUUUAUUAUUGUCGUCUAUGCAUUUCUUAUAUUGGUUAUCUCCUUGUAAACCUUCUGUCUUUUGUAAGGGGAAAGGGUUUAACACUUAGAAGAAACCCCACCGUUUAUGUAAUGAAUAGGGUUUAAAAAUUGCAAACUGCCAUAUGGAUUGCAAAUUAAAUGGAAACUUAUUUAGAUAUUGUAAGGCUCAAUAUCUACACCGACCACCUAGAUAUUACAGGUUUUAAUAUUUAAAACUAUUUUUGAAUUAUCCACAGCCUGUAUAGUGAUAGCCAUAUAUUUAAUAAUGGAAUGGUGGUUAACAGUCUGUUUACUGCACAAUUAAUUGUUGACUAAUCAAAAUAGAAUGUGGUACUUUUUCAGACUUUCUGAUCUCUCUAAAUGUCUCCAAAAUUGGCACAAAGUGCUAGAGUUUGUAUACACUUGUUGUAACUGUAUUUUCGUGCCUUGGUUUGAUCAUGUUAAUGCACUGUACUCUGUAAGUUUUGCAGACAAAAUAGAAAGUAAGAAAAUUCGUCAGAAGUAUGAUGUAAAGCAGGAAUCUUCUGUAUUUUUUAAAUGUUCUAAAAUUUUUCUCACUGUUAAGGGAUUAAUCAUUCAGCAUUGCUAAUGGAAUAGGAAUUCAUACUUUUGUAUGGACAAUUCAAAUGGAUGUUGCAUUUAUAGCACCAUCGAGAAACCUUCAUCUUGAGUAACUUUGUAGAUGAUGGGUGUUUUAUUUUCAAUUACCGUAUUUCAUCAGUCAUUGAGAAUUGGCCCCAGUGCGGUUUGUUCAUCUCUGUAUGUAAAAACGGACAGUGAGCCACACCGAUCUGAUCUGUGAGGGUGCCCCAGGAAAAAGAUGUAAAAACGGACAGUGAGCCACACCGAUCUGAACUGUGAGGGUGCCCCAGGAAAAAGCUGUAAAAACGGACAGUGAGCCACACCGCUCUGACCUGUGAGGGUGCCCCAGGAAAAAGAUGUAAAAACGGACAGUGAGCCACACCGAUCUGAACUGUGAGGGUGCCCCAGGAAAAAGAUGUAAAAACGGACAGUGAGCCACACCGAUCUGAACUGUGAGGGUGCCCCAGGAAAAAGAUGUAAAAACGGACAGUGAGCCACACCGUUCUGAUCUGUGAGGGUGCCCCAGGAAAAAGAAAAACAGGAAUCUUUAACAAUUAAAAAGAAAAAAAUGUUUUUUUGUUUGCCAAGGACUCAGGAAAAUAAAAAGCAUUUUCUAUUUUUAGGAUAAAUCACAAAGGAAAUCUCCAGCUGGCUCUUACUGUUUACCCCUAUAAAAUAUGCUGCUGAAGUAUGUAUGUGACUCUCAAUGGCUUGACAAAUUUUCUUUUUUCGAAUUUGGACAUGAGAGGUUAUAUAGGGACUCUGUCAUCCAACACUUAUUUUCUUGUUUUGUCACAAAUUUCCACUUAACGAAGAAAAAAAGAGGCGAAUGCUCUUUUGCGAUCAGAAAGUGAAUUUCCUUUGUGGUAGCGUACAGGCGUUUCAUGUGGUCCUUCACGUUUAAGCACAAACCACAGCACAGGAAGCCACACCCCUCCGCAUCUCUGUUCUCUGGGGUCUUUGAGGAGAAGGAAUCAGAACUUUGACACCUGGGAAGAGGGAGGUGCGGAGCACCAGCUGGACCUGGCCAAGGGGUGAUGUAAGCAGGGGACAUGUGCCUGUCAGCUGGGCUUCUCAGGUGCUUCUGACAUUGCCAGCCCCAUGGGAUGAGCCACUGCAGGCGUGCUCCACCUCGGCUACAUGUUGGAAUCAUCUGGAGGAGUCCGGAAGGUUACUGAUGCCCCUCUGUCCCUCCUAGACCGAUUAAGUCAGAACCUGUGGGAGGGUCUCGGGCAUCAGGGCGUGCCCGAGGCCCGCGGUGUUUUGGUGUGCAGCCACCUUGUAGUAUUCUUCUCACCAGAGCUCAAAGGAGAAUCAGCUUCCAUGUUCUUUCCUCCACCAGAAAUCUGCAAUAAAAAGAAAAAAUUUUCAAGUAAA